Drosophila busckii is the source of this 5225-nucleotide messenger RNA. RefSeq names its product AT-rich interactive domain-containing protein 2 (gene Bap170). The coding region runs from base 122 to 5125 and encodes 1667 amino acids. The transcript is spliced from 5 exons. The record is from RefSeq and is a predicted model, not a curated record. Gene Ontology annotation, biological process: regulation of DNA-templated transcription. Gene Ontology annotation, cellular component: SWI/SNF superfamily-type complex. NCBI's taxonomy places the organism in Eukaryota, Metazoa, Arthropoda, Insecta, Diptera, Drosophilidae. Gene Ontology annotation, molecular function: DNA binding.
ACAGCUCUAGCGUCAUAGUUUCGUUUGCAGUGUAAAAUUUUUAUACGCUUAAUUUUUGAUUGUUUUUGGUGUUUAUUCGUUUGAAAAGAAUGCAUAAAAAAUAAAAGCAUUUUCCUGCAAAAUGACGUCCAUUGAAAAUAAUGUGCGGAAUCUGCUGCAAACACUGCCAGCGCGUGCCGAGGGUAGCAGCAUGCAGUUGAAUGAAAUUACAAUGACGCCGGGAAAACUUGGAGCUACCCCAAUUCCGUUGCGCGCGAGAAAUCCGCAGCAGCAACAACAGCAGCUGCAGGCCCAGCAACAGUUAUAUUUCAGUACGCCUGGUAAAACAGAAAAAAAUAGCGACAAUGGUGCAGAGGAAUUUUGGCGUGAUUUGCAUCAGUUUCAUGAAAGACGCGGCACGCCUUUAACCCAGGCGGCCAAGAUCAGCGGACAGCGUGUAGAUUUAUAUCGUCUUUACCAAGAGGUAACAGAGCGUGGUGGCUUCAACAAGGUGAACAUGCGGGACGAGUGGGAUGAGGUGUUUAGCGCAUUGGAGAGCAUUCGCCAGUGUGUGAAUGGCACAGCAGGCAUUAAGCACAUAUACCGACGCUACUUGGACAAGUACGAGAAAUUAACAUUCUUUGGCGAGGAUCCGGACAAGCUGGAGGCCCUAGAGGCAGCCAUAGAGUGCGCAGAUGUGGGUAUGGGGCGCUCACGCUCUCGCGCUUUGGGCGGAGGCAGCGGCGGUGUUGGCAGCAGCGCUCUAACAAGCAGCGGCCUAGGCGGCAUUUUUGGCCAUGCCCACUCAACACUUACGGCUGUGCCCAUGGCCUACAAUCACCGCCAGCACGUGGUCAAUCUGGAGCGUAGACGUCAGCAUAAAAUGUCCACACAGCUGCACAAGCACAGCAACUAUGAGAAGCUGUUGCUGUCGCUGCUCUCACCGCUGCCCAACGAACAGGACUUUGCCAUCAAUGUGUGCAUGCUGAUGGCCAAUGAACCGCGUACCACGCUGCAGCUCAUGGAAUGCCCCAAGUUGCUGGAUGUGCUGUUGGCACACCUGGGUGUCUAUGCGGACUAUAGUAUGCGUCAGCUAUUCCAACAAGGCGCACCCCAGGGGAAGCGUCAUGCUAAGUUGCACUUUUGGCAGGAUUUGUUGUACGAAAAGCCGCAAAUCUUGGAGCUUUAUACGGAUGAGCAGGCCUGGCAGGAGAAUGGCUUAAUAAGCAAGGAGAUGGAUGAGCCCGAACCGCUGCCGCUGGACGAACUGCAGCUAGACUUUUUGAAUUUGCGACGCAGCUACGGCACGGACGAGCGUGUGGGUCAACGCGUGCUUCAAAUUGUGCAACUGCUGCGCAGUUUAAGCUUCCAACAGGAGCAUGUUCAGCUUCUGGCAAGUAACCGCACACUCUGGCGAUAUUUGGUUAUGGCCGUUAAUGUACGCUGGAGCAACAUACACAUACAAGCCUUGGAGACGGCGGGCAAUAUGGCGCAGCAGUUUGAGCUCCUGGAUCCGGCUACGGAUGAAUUGUCGCGCAAUCUUUUGGCCACGCUCUGCGAGGGCAUCGAGUCCAACGAUCGCGCGGUUAUCAUCAGCUGCCUGGAGAUACUCUACAAGCUCUGCGCCCGCGAGGGCAACGCUCAGCAUAUAAAUCGCUGCCUUGGCUUGGAUUUCUAUCAGCGCGUCAUGCUCCUGCUUUCACUCACCGAUGUCAUGCUGCUCAUCUUUACGUUGGAGGCAAUUUAUGCUUUGAGUUCGCUGGGCGCGCGUCCAUGCUCCAUGCUGAUGCAAGUGCGUGGCUUGCUGGAUCAGCUGGUGGCUCUAUUGACGGUCGAGGCGCAGUCCUAUGGCGCCGCGGGCUGCAUAUUGAUGCGUGUGGUUGAGGUGGUGCCGGGCAACAUGUUGCCCACAUUGACACAGGGCGCGCAGCUUACACAGAUGGUGCCAGCAAAGAUAGCAGCACCGCCGCCGCCGUCAGUGCAGACACCGGCACCAUUACUGCAGUUCCACGUGUUGCCUGCGCAAGUUGAAUCCGCUGCCGUGACUGCACCACCAACAGUAGCUGCAACUGCACCUCCGCUCCAGCUCUCAGCUCCAGUCAGUCUGCCUCAAGCUCAAUUGCCACCAGUAGCAGUGGCUCCAGCUCCCGCUCCCACUCCCGCAUCUGCUCCAGCUAUGCCUAUUCUACCACCUGCGCCUUCUGCACCACAGAGCUUUACACAUGAGGAUGAAACCUAUGCCUUGGCCUGGCUCGGUGCAACCUAUGAGCGCGCUGGCAUUGGCCAUGAGAAUCGCGUCGAGCAGCAGGAACUCUAUACCAUUUACUUGUCGCACUGUCAGAAGGCGGGCAAGCACUCUGUGGUAAAUCGCAUGCAGUUUCCACGAUUGGUGCGGCUCAUCUUUAACCCCAGCGUGGGUCCAGCCAUAGUGCGUCAGCUGGACGGCACCGAUCUCCCAGGCACACACUAUGUGGGCAUUCGCAUGCGAGCACAGCCGCUGCCGCUGCAACAGCCACAACAACAGCAGCAACAGCAGCAGCAGCAGCAGCAGCAUCAAGUGCAAGUCCAAGCCAAGCUGCAAACUGAGGGAUCAGCAGCUGGAUCGGCUGGCACGGCUCCUAGCUCCUCGCUCAUCAAGAGUCUGCUGGCCAACAAAGUAAAUGAGCGUCAGCAGAAGCAGAAGGCGCAAGCACAGCCACCCGCACUCGUGGCCACCACUAGCUCCAGCUCGGCUAGUAGUCAGCCUAUCAAGGUGACCUCCACCACAGCCAUAAGCGCCUUUGUCAACAAUCCGCUGAUGCAGCAUACGCCCGUCAAAGUGGGUCAGACCACCAUUAAGCCGCUGCAUCCACAACUAUCGCUGGAGAAGAAGCCGUUGAGCGAUUCGGCGCCGCCGCCGCUGGCACCGCUAAGUGGAGCCAAUGUCAAAAAGGAUCCGCAAGGACGCACGCUGAUCAUACAAGCCAAGCGCAAGCUUACAGUGGAUGAGGAGCUGCACAACAAGCGGAUGGCCUUGGACAAGGAGGCGGAGACGCCCGUAACGCCGUCGAAAAAUGCAGCGAACCUUUAUGCAGAUCUGGCUGCCUCUAUUCUCGAGGAUGAGGAUUUGGAUGAUGUGCCGCCGUUGGCAAGCAGCAGCCAGGAGCAAGCCGCACCGUCUACGCCGCAGCAACAGCAGCAACAACAACAGAUGCAGCUUAUGCCUGGCAAGAUGCAAUCUGGUCCGCGUCAAAUUUUACUGCCUGCGCCGCCACCAACACCACAACUUAAGCUGGCCACGACCACAGCCACCAUUAAAACGGAUCAGGGAUUGCAAACAGUGCCGGUUAUACUUGCGCCAAAAACGGAGGCAGCCAGUCAGUCUCAAGCCCCAACGCAGACGCAGUACGUCCUGGCCACCAAUCAGCAGGGACAAACGUAUUUGGUGGCGCAACAAACGCCCACGGUGCCGGUGGGCCAACCAGCAAGUGCUCCACCCACGUUGCUGGUGACGCAGGCGCCGCAGCAACAGACCAAGACCAUCAUCAUACUGCAACAGCAGCCAGGGGGCGGAGUAGGCGCAACCAAUGUGCCGGGCACGCAAAAGGUCUACAUGACCACCUCCUCAGGUCAGCCGUUGCUGGUGACUACCACCACAGGAGGUGCGCAGCCACGGCCAGGAACUCCCGCGCAAGCCACACAGCAACAACAACAGCAGCAGCAGCAACAACAACAGCAGCAGCAGAUCUUUAUAAACUCGCAGCGUGGAAUGCCCGCUGCCUUGGGCGCUGGUCAAAUGUCGCCUUCAUUGCUGUCGCAGCUUAAUCAAAUACCAGCAACCAUUAAACUGCAUCAGCCACAACCGCAGCAGCAGCAGCAGCAACAGGCCCAGCAGCAACAGCAACGCAUUGUGGCCAGCAAAAGUGCGCCCAUCCCUCAGCUGCAGCAGCAUCAGUCCAUUAUACAACAGCACAUAAUCUCGAGUCCUGCCACAUCAGCAGCAGCAACAGUUGCUGAGAAGCGACAACUGUUGCUGGGUGGCAGCAUCAAGGAGAGCACGUUGAUAACACAAACUCCAGCACAGGUACAUCAGAGUCAGCUUAAUUCGCAGACUAUUAUAACCACACAACAACAGCAGCAGCAGCCAGCAACGAUGCAGCAGCAGCAACAUAUAAGAAGCGUGCUGGAGCAGCAGCAUCCCUCUAUAAUACAACAAAAGAUUAGUCUACCCACGACGCUAACGGAUGCGGCCAAGCCUAAGGUAACGACAACAACAACAAUUGCUAAGAAAACGAUAAUACAGUCGCCAGCAUUGAAGCCAGUAGGAACAGCCAGCAGCAACAGCGAAGCAGCUAGCAAAGCGCCGACUGCAGAGCCAGCAGCAGCAGCAACAGUUGCAACGGCAGUAACAACAACAACAACAGCAGCAGCAGCAGCGGCAGCAGCAGGAACAGUUGCUGCGAUCAGCACAACAGCAGCAACCACAACAGUAGCCCCACAAGCAAGCGUGAGCACCGCUGUGCCGGCCGAUGCCAAUUGGUUGUUUAUAUGCGAUUGGCGGAAUUGUCCACGCCGCAAAUUCAAAUCUCUCAAUGAGCUGCAGCAUCAUGUGUGCAAUGUGCACUGCCCGGAUCAUUUGGAUGCAGGCGCUGAGAUCUAUUGCCAGUGGGGCAGCGGCGCUAGCUUAUGCGAUAAUAUAGCGCGCAAGCGUUAUUCGCUGAUGACUCAUCUGGUGGAUCGCCAUUUGGCGGUGGAUGAUUUGCGAGCCAGCAUGCAGCGGCGACUUGCCACAGGCUUACACAAUGUGGCGCCCACCCAACCAACAGUGACCAUAGUGCGCAAUGCGCCGUCGGCAAGUGCGACAGCUGCGGCUGGUGGAGGAGCUGGCGCAACGGCAACCGCUGCUGUGGGCAGCUCAGCCUUGCAGGCCAUCAAGCGACACUCGGCGGACUUUCUCAACUCGAAGGAGCUGAUGGACGAGAACGAGGGGCCCGUUACCAAAAGCAUUAGGCUAACAGCAGCUUUGAUUUUACGCAAUUUGGUCAACAGCUCGACAACAGCCAAGCGUGGACUGAAGCGCUACGAGGCCCAUCUGGCGCAUGUGGCCUUUAGCAAUGUGGAGGCCAGCGGCGUGCUCUCGCACAUACUACACGAGCUGAGUGAGUGAGUGGCACUCAGCUGGUGUGGAUUGGAGUAGAGUGGAACUAUUGCUAACUACAUAUAACUAUAAUGCAUUAAAUACAUGUACUUGAUUGUCUAUUAAAUGU